This is a messenger RNA of Thermochaetoides thermophila DSM 1495, 2163 nucleotides long. RefSeq lists its product as uncharacterized. The transcript has a single exon. NCBI's taxonomy places the organism in Eukaryota, Fungi, Ascomycota, Sordariomycetes, Sordariales, Chaetomiaceae. Bases 1 to 2163 code for a protein of 720 amino acids. The record is from RefSeq and is a predicted model, not a curated record. Gene Ontology annotation, cellular component: mating projection tip.
AUGGUUUUCCACGAAAAGUUGGGGGCCGUGCCCCCAGUUCCGUCAAGCUUGAAUCCAAAUGACUGGCGGACAAUUCCGAUCCAUAGCGACCCUUCCAGUAGCUCCAGCGUCCAGCUUCCCGAUCAUGUGAAUACGGCUCCGUCGAUUACCCCUUAUCUUGGCCUUCGGGCGCGGCUUUCCCAGCUCUGGUUCAACCGCUGGACGGUUUUGCUGAUCCUGGUUCUCGUCCGCGUCUUGCUCCUCUCUGGCAGCCUCGACGACAACAUCGCAGAUGCUAAAGUGAAAGCUCUUUCGGCAUGCAGCAAGGUGGAAGAUAUCGGUAGUGCCAUGGCUUCUAUGCCACACUACCUUUCAGUCGGUGUCAACUCUCUCGCUUCUGAGGGCAUCACCAAAGCUGUCUCUGGCUUGGUUAAAGUCCUCAUCAUGAUCUUGACAGGUGUCGAAAACCUCCUCUUCUUCAUCAUCAACAUGUAUGUUGGCACGUUUGUUUGCGUGGUUACCGCCCUGAUUCACGGAGGUCUGGAUGUCGCAGUCAAGGUUGUUGAAGGUGCUACCAAGCUCAUGAACAAUGCUGUCAGCGGCCUCACCAGUCAGAUUGAGAAGAUCAUAGAUCCUGCUGAGAACUUCUUGGAGAGUAUUGAAAGCACGAAAGUUCUAGGCAAGAGCGUUAAGGACUGGCUUGAUCUCGACAUGCCCGACCUCUCCACCGUCAAAAAGCCACUAGCCGACCUUAAGAACAUUAAGAUCAGCAGUGACGAUCUUGUCAAAGACAUCAAGACGUUGAACCAGAAGAUUCCCACUUUUGACCAGAUCGAAAAUCUCACAAAAGAUGCUAUCGCAAUUCCCUUCGACACUCUGAAGAAGCAGAUAAACAGCACAUUUGGAAACUACAAGUUUGACGACUCUGUUUUCCCCGUAGCUCAGAAGAAGGCCCUGUCUUUUUGCUCCGACAACACCUUCCUCAAUGACUUCUUCGAUUCUCUUGCCGAGAUUGUUGCGAAGGCCAAGAUUGCUUUCUUAGUCAUCGUUCCUUUGCUGGCUGUUGCGGCAAUUGUGGCGAUGGGAUGGCUCGAGAUUCGCCGCUGGCGCAGACAAAUGGAGCGCGCCAAAGGUCUCAGCGAGCAUGUCUACGACCCAAUGGAUGCAGUUUACAUGAUUUCUCGACCCAUGACGUCCCGGUUUGGCAUUCGGAUUGCUUCCUUCAUCACUUCUAAGCGCAAGUACAUCAUCUUGAUCCGGUGGGCAUGGGCUUACACAACCUCGUUACCGGCCCUUUUCGUUCUUUCCCUCGCUCUGGCGGGGUUCUUCUCUUGUUUCUGUCAAUAUAUCAUCCUCCAGCUGCUCCAGAAAGAAGUGCCAGCCCUUUCCACCAAGGUUGGCGAUUUUACCGGCCAGGUCGUCACAACACUUCAACGAGUCUCCACGGAUUGGUCAAACGAAGCCAACGGUGUUAUCCUCAAGCUCCAGGACGACAUCAACAAUGAUCUGUUUGGCUGGGUUCAGGAGGCGACAUCGGCGGUCAACAACACUCUAACCACUUUCGACAACGAGAUUGACAAGGGCCUCAAUUCUGCGUUCAAAGAUACGGUACUGCUGCAGACAGCCAAGGAUCUCGUGGGAUGCUUGAUUGGGAGGAAGAUCGACGCUGUUCAGAAGGGUCUCACAUGGGUGCAUGAUCACGCCCAUGUAACACUCCCACUGUUCGCGGAAGAUGUCUUCUCGCGAGGCGCCAAUGAUAGUGUUAGUGGCGAUAGCGACCUCACAAGUUUCCUCGCCUCUCCCUCUACCGUUACAACGGACGAGAUCACCGCAGCGGUUAACAGAGUUAUCGACAAGCUCCGCCAGAGCAUUGUGGAGGAGGCACUUAUCUCGACAGCUCUCUUGCUUGUUUACAUCAUUGUUGUGCUCAUUGGCAUCCUCUGGGCCAUGGCAAACGCAGUUAAGAGGGACAAAACACGGGGUGAAGGCGGACAAGAAUAUGGCCUGAAGGAUGUCGGUGCUAGCGACUCUGACGGGAACUCGAUGUCCACCAGUGGUUGGACACCAGGAGCUGGGUACUAUGCCCACACAGGCAGUGUGAAGAGUGGUCGGUCGGAGUCGGCGAGAUGGCUGUCUCUUGCCCAAAAGAACGGCCACCCGGAGGUCCAAGACUCAGAUCGCUAG